Messenger RNA from Phyllostomus hastatus (greater spear-nosed bat), 2966 nucleotides. It is a transcript of the gene ZNF892, whose product is annotated as zinc finger protein 501. The transcript is spliced from 6 exons. The coding region runs from base 180 to 1682 and encodes 500 amino acids. The record is from RefSeq and is a predicted model, not a curated record. Lineage: Eukaryota; Metazoa; Chordata; Mammalia; Chiroptera; Phyllostomidae. Gene Ontology annotation, biological process: regulation of transcription by RNA polymerase II. Gene Ontology annotation, molecular function: RNA polymerase II cis-regulatory region sequence-specific DNA binding; DNA-binding transcription factor activity, RNA polymerase II-specific.
GAUCCCAGGGCUCCUCGAUUCCUCUGUCGUCGCCCGGCUUCCUCCGUGUCUCGCGGCCAUUUUCUGAGGACUCAGACCUUCCCCAUGCUGGAAACCCAAAAGAAAAGGAUGCAGCCACUGUGCUGCUAACCACUGUGCUGCUGACCCCUGUAUCCCAGGAUGGAACCUGCAACCCAGGCAUGUGCACUGACCAGGAAUCGAACCAGCGACCUUUCACUAUGUGGGACAAUGCCCAGCCAACUGAGCCACAUCAGGAGUCACUGAUGACCAGGGAUAUGGCUGAGGCUCUCACCCAGUGGGAGCAGCUGAACCCUGCUCAGGGAGAUGUGCCCGAGAAGCAUAGGAACCUGGUCUUGCUGGGGCUUCCAAUUUCCAAGCCUGAUAUAAUCUCUCAGUUGGGGUGUGGGGAGAAGCUGGAGAGAGAAGCCUCAAAAGCCACUAGUCCAGGCUGGGAGACAACACCAGAAAGCAAGGAGCUAACUCCAGAGCAGGAUGUUUCUGAAGAGGAGUCAAAUCCUGGUGUAUUAAUAGAAAGAUUUCCAAAGGAAGAUGAUAGUGGAUGUGAGGAUUCUUUGGAGAGUCAGCAGGAAAACCAUGAGAAACAUUUAAUGCAAGAAGUUGUCACUCAGAAGAAAUCUUCUGGGGAGAGUCAUUACCAAUGUGAUGAAUUUGGAAGAAAUUUUGGUCAGAGGUCAUUACUUGUUCAACGGCAAGGAAAGAGACUACAUAAUUGUGAUUCAUUUAAAAAGAACCUAAAGCAAAAUUCAGAUCUAAUGAGGCAUGAGAGAAUUUGUGCAGGAAAGAAACCCUGGAAGUGUAAUGAAUGUGAGAAAGCCUUUAGUUACUAUUCAGCUUUUGUCUUGCAUCAGAGAAUUCACACAGGAGAAAAGCCCUACGAGUGUAAUGAGUGUGGUAAAGCCUUUAGCCAGAGCAUACACCUUACUCUCCACCAGAGAAUUCAUACUGGAGAGAAGCCCUACAAAUGUCACGAAUGUGGGAAAGCCUUUAGUCACCGCUCAGCCCUUAUUCGGCAUCACAUAAUUCACACUGGAGAGAAACCCUAUGAGUGCAAUGAAUGUGGGAAGGCCUUUAAUCAGAGCUCAUACCUCACUCAACAUCAGCGAAUUCACACUGGAGAGAAACCUUAUGAGUGCAAUGAAUGUGGGAAGGCCUUCAGCCAAAGUACAUUUCUUACCCAGCAUCAGGUCAUUCACACUGGAGAGAAACCCUAUAAGUGUAAUGAAUGUGGGAAAGCUUUUAGUGAUCGUUCAGGCCUCAUCCAGCACCAGAGAACUCAUACUGGGGAGAGACCUUAUGAGUGUAAUGAAUGUGGGAAAGCUUUCGGCUACUGUUCAGCCCUGACUCAACAUCAGAGAACUCACACGGGGGAGAAACCCUAUAAAUGCAACAAUUGUGACAAAGCCUUCAGUGACCGCUCAGCCCUCAUCCGUCAUCAGAGGACACACACUGGAGAGAAACCUUACAAGUGUAAUGAUUGUGGCAAAGCCUUCAGCCAGAGCUCAUCUCUCACAAAGCACCAGAAAACUCAUACUGGAGAAAAACCUUAUAAGUGUAAGGAAUGUGGAAAAGCCUUCAGCCAGAGUUCAUCCCUUUCUCAACAUCAGAAAACUCAUGCUGGAGGGAAAAUCAAGGAAUAUGGAAAAGCCUUUACUGAGCAUUGAGCCUUCAGUAAGCUAAAGAGAAUUCAUACUGUAUAAAGACUAUGUGAAAUUUUUUCCUGGGUGUGAAUAGUCAUCUCAGUAGUUAUCUCAAUCAAAGUUGUAAUCAUCUAAGUAAUUAUUUCAAUCAACAAUUCUUGAGGGGAAAAUUGUUGAUUGAGAUAGCUACUCAAAUGAUUACUUGUACCCAGGAAAAAAUGAGACACAUGAGUUAGUUGGUCAGUUGGAAAAUUUCUAUGAGGGCAGUUCCCUUGAAGCUAGAGAAUGCUGGCCUAGCAGUUCACUUUUGCACUUUUUGUGUCUUUUAGACUUCCUUAUUGAGACAUCUACUGAGAAUCACGUUAACUCCCAGAGUCAAACCUGUAUCCUAGAAAAAGGGAGUAUAGAGGGACCUUUGAUGUUUUCAGCCUGUUUUAAGUUAUCUUUGUUACCUGAUAGUAUGUUUAUUUAUGAAGAUUUAUCCUAAUCAUAUGUUGAUUAUACUUUAGACUUUUUCAUACCAUAGUAAAAUUUAGUUGUAGGCCUGAACUGACACUGCGUAUUAGCUUGUGAAAAUUUGAAGUCUUUGAAAUACUUGCCUUUCACCAUUUUACUCUUGGAAAGAGGCAGGUGACAUGAUAUAUAUAUAUAAUUGAAACUUUGAAGGUUAUUAUUGGAAACAUUUUGAAUGCUGUGUUUUUAGUUCCCACAUUUGACCUUAGAUGUGUCUGUGUGUGGGUUUCUUUAAGUUUAUCCUGUUUGCUGAGCUUGGAUCUGUAGGUUUGUGUCUUUUGCCUAAUUGGGGAUAUUUUCAGAUAUCAUUUCUUUUUAAAAAACUUUUUAUUGAUUUUUAGAGAGAAAGGGAAAGAGAGAGGGAGAAACAUCAAUUUGUUGUUCCACUUAUUUAUGUAUUCAUUGGUUGAUUCUUGUAUGUGCCCUGACUAGAGACUGAACCCACAACUUGGUAUAUUGGGAAGACACUAACCAACUGAGCUACUCAGCCAGAGUCAGUUAUCAUUUCUUUGAAUACAUUUUCAGCCCUGACUCCUAUCCUUUGUCUCCUUCAAGGAUGCUGAUACAAAUGUUAGGUCUUUGCAUGCAAUCCCAAAGGUUCCUGAGGCUCUGUUCAUUGUUUUCCAGUAUAUAUUGACCUUAAUCUGCUCAGGCUGCCAUAACAAAAUGCUAUAGCCUGGGUGGUUCAAACAACAGAAUUUUAUUUCUCACAGUUAUGGAGACUGGAAGUCUAAGAUCUAGGUGUUAACUUUAGUCUCUGCUGAUGGAUCUCUUCUUGGCUUUCUUGCUGAUUGU